Molecule: messenger RNA, 2164 nt
Organism: Andrographis paniculata
Lineage: Eukaryota; Viridiplantae; Streptophyta; Magnoliopsida; Lamiales; Acanthaceae
Product: serine/threonine-protein kinase STN7, chloroplastic
Exons: 10
Coding region: 124-1848 (574 amino acids)
Biological process (GO): protein phosphorylation
Molecular function (GO): ATP binding; protein kinase activity
Source: RefSeq, a predicted model, not a curated record
AAAUAUCAAAACCAAGAGCUGAAAUUCGAAGAAGAAAUCAAUGGCGUAGAACAAACCCUAAUGAUUCAAUCUUCGUUCUUCACCCAAUUGGGAAGCUGAAAGAAAUCGUCUGCUGCAGUUCCAAUGGCUUCGAUUGCUACAGGUACAGGCGUCGGCUUUGGGGGCACGAUGCUCCAGUCGUUUAAUUCCAAGCCAGUCUCGUCGUUCAUCGGAAGAAAGCUCAAUGUAAAAGGUGCUCGGCAGAAAUUCUCGGGUUGGAGGUCCAAAUAUUUUGCAGUGAUGGCGUCGGGGAUGGAUGUUUUCGGUUUUGUUCAUGACUUGUUUCUCGGAGUUGGAGUAGGGCUGCCCUGCACAGUGAUGGAGUGUGGGGAUAUCAUUUAUAGGAGCACUCUGCCGAAGUCUAAUGGCAUCACGCCUACUGUUCCUGGUGUGAUUUUAGCUUUGGGAACUUUGUCUUACCUUUGGGCUACUCCUGGUGUCGCGCCUGGUUUCUUUGAUAUGUUUGUUCUUGCGUUUGUUGAAAGAAUUUUUAGGCCUACUUAUAAGAAGGAAGACAUUGUUCUGGGGAAGAAAUUGGGGGAGGGUUCUUUUGGUGUGGCUUACAAGGCUUCAAUAGUGAAAAAUUCGUCUAAGGAAGCUGGCGAGGUAGUCUUGAAAAAGGCUACGGAGUAUGGUGCCGUGGAGAUUUGGAUGAAUGAGCGUGUUCGAAGGGCAUGUCCAAAUAGCUGUGCUUAUUUCCUUUACGGCUUUCUUGAGAGCUCGGCUAAGAAAGGGGCUGAAUAUUGGCUGCUAUGGAAGUUCGAAGGCGAAACCACUCUAGCUGAUUUGAUGCAGAGUAAAGAAUUCCCUUACAAUGUCGAGACAAUUUUACUCGGGGAGGCUCAGAACCUUCCGAAGGGAUUGGAGAGGGAAAAUAGGAUUAUACAGACGAUAAUGCGACAACUCUUGUUUGCAUUGGAUGGUUUGCACUCGACAGGAAUUGUUCAUAGAGAUGUUAAGCCACAAAACAUUAUUUUCUCCGAAGAUUCUCGGACAUUCAAGAUUAUCGAUCUUGGAGCAGCCACGGAUUUGAGAGUUGGAAUCAAUUACAUUCCUAAAGAGUUCCUGCUCGAUCCUAGAUAUACGGCACCCGAGCAAUACAUUAUGAGCACACAAACGCCGUCUGCUCCAUCUGUUCCCGUUGCAACAGCUCUUUCGCCGGUUCUCUGGCAGCUGAAUCGACCCGACAGAUUCGAUAUGUACAGCAUUGGUCUAAUAUUCCUACAGAUGGCAUUCCCGGCGCUGCGCACAGACAGCGCUCUCAUUACAUUCAACCGACAAUUGAAGAGAUGCGACUACGAUCUGAAUGCAUGGAGAAAGACCGUGGAGCCUCGAGCGAGCCCUGAUCUACGGCACGGUUUUGAAGUGAUGGAACUCGACGGAGGAAUCGGUUGGGAGCUUCUAACAUCGAUGGUUCGUUACAAAGCUAGCCAGCGAGUGAGCGCAAAGGCUGCCCUGGCGCAUCCCUAUUUUGACCGCGAAGGCCUAUCCGCUCUGUCCUUUACGCAGAACCUUCGACUGAGAUAUUUCCGCGCCACACAACAAGACUACAGCGAGGCUGCUACUUGGAUCAUUCAGCUCCUUGCCAAGUCGGGAACCAAAAAGGAAGGAGGUUUCACCGAGGCGCAGCUCCAAGAACUCAAGGAAAUGAAGCCGAAGAAAAAGGCGGGAAGCCCUCAACGGAAUGCUCUGGCAUCGGCUCUGCGGCUUCAAAGGAAAAUAAUCCGGACGCUUAAUGAGACGGUCGACGAACUAAACGAACGUCGGAAAGGAGUGUGGUGGAGCAGAUGGAUCCCGAGAGAGGAAUGAAAAGAGAAAGAGAAGAUAGUUUCUACAAAUUAAGGUACACACAACAACACAUAGCAAGUAACAUCUUCUCUUCUCCGUCUUCCAAAUUUAUGUUCAUUUUCAUCUUCAUCUUUCAUCUUUUGGUGUAAAUAUAUACAUUGUUUCCCUAAUUAUAUGCAAAAAAAAAAAAAAAAUAAAUAAAAAAUGAUACAGUGAUAAUGAUAGUAGUAAUAAUUUGAAGCAUAAUAUUUGUAAAUCAAUGGCCGCAGUUAGCCUCCUCAACACAAAUCAACAAGGCAGACUGCAUGUAAAUGUAUAACAUAGGAUAAUAGUGUUA